AUGAUAUAAAAAAUUACAAAAAUCUUUAAGUCCUAAUCUGACUUUACGAAGAAAUUAGAAUAGUGCAGUUUAACUAAAGACAAUUUCGUUUUUCGACAAGAAGACAUAGAUUUGAUUCUUUAAUACAUGAUUGAUGAAAAAUAUAUUCGAGAAUUCUUUGAUGUCUACAUUGCUCAAGAAAUGCAAACCUACACAAUAAAAAUGAAAAUGCUCAUUAUCAUCCAUUAGAUCAUAAAUCUAAGUGAGGAGUUCUCGUCAAUCUUUAACUCCAUUCGAUUUAAUCAUUUUAAUAAGCUUAAGCAUUGCAAUAGAAAUAAUGAGGCUUGGUUACUCUAAUCUAUAUAAAUACCAUUUUUGCAAUAUUUACAAAAAUUGUCAAUAAAUAUAAAAGACAUUAAAAGUUAUAGAACAUGCUUGUUUAGAAAAUAAAUUCUAAAUACAAAUUUGGUAAUUGAUAGUUUUAAAUUAAUUAAUAUCGUGAAUCAAGCUUUGUCAUUAGUACCAAAUUUAAAAAUCGCAUUAACUAAUUACCCUUAUGAUUUCUUAUUAAAAAGAGCUGCCUUUAAUAUCUAUUUAGAGAUUCAUACAUUCCAAAGAUAAUUAAUAAAUUCAUUGUCUGCAUUGCUCAAUGAAAACUCACAAGCAAAGGAAGUGGAGAUUUAUGAAUUUCUGAAAGAAGUCUAAGCGAUCGAAUAGAAAAUGAUGUUCUUCUAUUAAUUUCAUAAGAAAUUUGAUCCAAGUCAGUCAUUAAUUCCUCCAUUGAAAUUAAAAAUAGAUGUAGAGAGUGCUAGAUGCAUCGAAAAGUCUGCGUUUUAGGAAAGAGAAGCGUGUGAAUAAUUGAGAUAAGCGAAAACAAAGAGAGAAAUUAGUAGUUCUUCUCCGCAAAUUGAUUAUUAGCUUAGUUGUGAGAGAAGGAGGAGAGGACCUUAAUUUUAGCAUUUAGUAUUACAAAUGAACAGUCAAUCAAAUCAAGCUAUAGUUUGGGAUCAAACGCACACAUUUUAAGAAGCUGUAGAUACUCACAAUGAUGAAAAACCUACAAAGGAGGAAUAAAUUAGUGAACACAUAAAAAAAUGA
Messenger RNA from Paramecium tetraurelia, 1077 nucleotides. RefSeq lists its product as uncharacterized. The transcript has 3 exons. Lineage: Eukaryota; Ciliophora; Oligohymenophorea; Peniculida; Parameciidae. The record is from RefSeq and is a predicted model, not a curated record.